CACCGCUUGUCAGUUGAGGAAAAAAUCCCGCUACGAAAUGCAGGUCCAUCUUCACGCUGCGGACCAAAAGCGAUUGAUCAAAUCGUAAUUUACAUCUUUAUGCUCUAUCAAGGAUUAUCUGUCAGCUCUCUUAAGAAUAUUUCUGCGUAUCCUCCUUGUUGUUUUGCAUCUUAUUUUGAGGAUGUCGGUCGCGGGGUUUAAGAAACAGCUGCACAAAGCCAGUCAGUUACUGAGCGAGAAGAUAAGCGGCGCUGAGGGGACCAAACUCGAUGAAGACUUUAUGGAAAUGGAGCGGAAAAUAGAUGUCACAAACAAGUCUGUCUUUGACCUUAUAACUAAAACCACUGAAUACCUCCAACCAAACCCAGCGUCGAGAGCGAAGCUGGGAAUGCUCAACACCGUGUCUAAAAUGAGAGGGCAGGUGAAAACGACAGGUUAUCCUCAAACCGAAGGCCUGUUAGGAGACUGCAUGCUGCGAUACGGACGAGAGCUCGGAGAGGAGUCGUCUUUCGGAUGUGCGCUGGUGGACAUCGGCGAAGCCAUGAAGCAGAUGGCCGAUAUUAAAGACGCCCUCGAUAUCAAUGUGAAACAGAACUUUAUUGACCCACUGCAGACUCUUCAAGACAAAGAUCUCAGAGAGAUUGUGCAUCAUCUGAAGAAACUGGAGGGUCGACGGUUAGAUUUCGACUAUAAGAAGAAGCGUCAGGGCAAGAUUCCCGAUGAGGACAUCAGACAGGCUGUGGAGAAAUUUGAAGAGUCCAAAGAUCUUGCGGAGAGGAGCAUGUUUAACUUUUUGGAGAAUGACGUGGAGCAAGUGAGUCAGUUAUCAGCUCUGAUUGAGGCUGCACUGGAUUACCAUCAACAGUCCUUGGAGAUCCUGGUGGACCUAAACAGUAAACUACAGAGCAGGAUAGUUACAGCAAGCAGUCGGCCCAAAAAAGAGUUCAAGCCAAAGUCGAUUGUGUCCAGUCUGGAGAUGGCCGAGAUCAAUCAGCACAAUGAACUUUCUUACACCUCAUCAGUCAAGACCACAGAUAUUCAAGUCAACCACACUGUAAAUGGAAAAACUGAUUAUUUCACCAACAAAUCACCAUUGAGUCAAACAUGGCCUGAAAGCCCCAAUGGUAAUACCUGUAGCACAGAAAUAGAGACACAUUUGGAUCAGCCCUGUUGUCGGUCUCUUUACGACUUUGAGCCAGAGAACGAAGGGGAGCUGGGCUUUAAAGAAGGUGACAUCAUCAUCCUCACCAAUCAGAUCGAUGAGAAUUGGUAUGAAGGCAUGAUUAACGGCGAAUCGGGCUUUUUUCCCAUAAACUACGUAGAGGUUUUAGUGCCUCUCCCUCAAUGAGCCGAGAAGAACCGACCACCACACGCCAAACCAGACUGUAUCGAGUAUCCUCUGUAUCACCCAACAUCCCCUGCUGCAUUCUCACCGAUGAAAGCCUUGCGUGUCACCACAGACAAUUUUAAAACCAUUUACUUUCAGUAUUUAUUUUUUACAUUUUGUUCUACAAGCCUCAUGGUGCAAAAUCUUGAUGUUUACACUGCAAAAAUUUCUAUGUUAGUUUGUAUUUUGCCUCAUUUUCCAGUUAAAAAAUGUCUAAGGUUAAAGUUAGAUAUGUUCACUGAAUAUAUCUUGAGCUAAAGUUUUUUACAUUUAUAUUUUUUAUAUUUCAAACAAAAAUACCAAAUGGGAAAAUUCUUGAAAACCAAAACCGAAUUAUUUAAAUAUAACUAAAUAAUAUAUAACGAUAAAUAAUAAGUAAAAUAUCACAUAGUACAUCUUGUGAUCGGACCACAAAACCAGUCAUGAGCAGCACGGGUAUAUUUGUAGCAAUGGUAAAAAAAAAGAUUUUUAUGCCAAAAAUCAUUAGGAUAUUAAAGGGGUAGUUCAUUGAAAAAUGAAAAUUACCCCAUGAUUUACUCACCCUCAUCUUUUAGACAGACAAAAUCAAAGUUAUAUUAAAAAAUGUCCUGGCUGUUAUUAGCUUUAUAAUGAUAGUAAAUGGUGCCACUGAUUUUUAAACACAAAAAAGUGAAUUUCUUAUUCACAGAAGUAAUCCACACGUUAAUAAAGGUCAAUGCAAUUUUGUAAUAAAAAUGUCCAUAUUCAAAACUUUAUAAUGAAGAUAUUUCCUAAAAUUCAUUUCUUAAUAUUUCAAUUUUUUGCAACCUCAGAUUCCAGAUUUUCAAAAAGAUGUAUCUAUAAAUGAAGAGUUUUUUAUUUUAUUUUUCAGAAAUCUAAUUUUUUGGGCGUGCAUUCCAAUUAAUAUCAAUUCAACUGCAGUUGGUUUGUUUUGAUUUAAACCUUCAAAAGUUAAAAAAUACAGCUAAGUAGGACCAUAAAACAAAAUAAUAACAUGAUAACAUAAUAAUAAACAAGUUUUGACAAAAAUGUUAAAAACUGAGUUAUCUCGUUUUGCAACAAAACUCAAUUACCCUUAUGACUGGUUUUGUGGUCCAGCACUGUAAAAAAAUAUAAAAUCUACAUAUAUUUAACAAAUUAAGUUAAAGCAACACUAUGUAGUUUUUUUUACCUUUAAUUAAUGUCUUCAAAAUUGAUUCAGUGAUAGAACAACUUUUAACUGGACAAAUUUUACUGUUGCUGCAACCCGAGCAGCCUCCUAGCUGCUACAAGCACACUCUGAAAGUGGCGGUGGAGGGUAGGAAACACAGCCCCGCCCCUCCCCCUGCCUGCAAAAGAGUGUCUGAUACCAGGCACUGUUGCGCUUUUCAACCACAUGGGGGAGCUGUAAGUCAUUUUUACAUCGAAACUACAUAGUGUUGCUUUAAAGAAUUUCAACUUGUUUUUAUAAGUUAUGUCAACUUAUCAAAUGUCAAAACUUCAAAUAGUAGGUAGAAUUGACUUGCUAAACCAAUAUUUUUUUACAGUGAGGGUCACCUAUAUAAUUUUUAGGCUGUUAUAAUAUUAUAACUGGAAAAUGAUGAAGCAGAUUUUUUGCAGUGUAAUGUCAAUGUACAUUUUCAAUGUUUUAGCUUCAACACAACAUUCACUUUGUUCUUUUCAAAAUGUGAUGCAUCCAAUGGGGUGUAUAAUGUACGUCCCUCCGUACUUCAUUUCGGUGUAAUAUGGGGUUUACAUGCCUGCUGUGGUCUUACGUGUUUUUUGAAACACACUUUUUCUAUAAACUGUGACUAUCUUGACUGCUAGUCGUAUGAAUGUCCUCCCUCUCUCUGUCUUUGUUUACAUAUGACUUAUUGUGAUCUUGGGUAUCAUAGUAAGUAUCGCAAGUGUUCGCCCUCUCACGCCUUCAAGUGCUUUUUUUAUUGGUGGCUGUAUUGCACUAACGCUUUCGAAUACACACCCAUGGAUGUGCACAUUUUAUUUUUGCUUCAUGUUUUCGUUUUCGAACAUUGCACUUUCUACUGUAUCUUUUUCUGUCGUGUUGAGAAAUACGAAUACAAAAAUCUGUCUGAUUUUAUGGAAUGGACUUUAUGCUAAGUAUAUAUAUAUAUAGAGAGAGAGAGAUGAUUCAUAACUUCGUACUGUAUGUAAGGAAACCUUUGUGCUUGCCUUGUCGUACAAAGAAUGAUAUUUAAAAUUUUGCAGAUGUUAAGUCUGUCCUCGGUCGAACCAUUGUGCUUAUCGAUGGCAUAAGACAGCUUUCGAAGCUUUAUAUCUGGACCAAUUAUGUUUAAACUGACAAAUCGUUUUCGUCUGCCAGAACAUUUUUCGACAAUAUCAAACAUUAUUUUUGUUACUAUGAGCAGUAUGUUUCUCAUGCAUGAGAGGGAACUUUUGUGUUUGUAUUGGCCGGAUAACUGCGUUGGCCAUUAAAAAUCUUAAAAAAUGUUAUAUCAUUCCCUUUUUGCCUUCUCUCUGUUUUAUUUUUCUGGUAUUAUUCUGGCCAAACGAAGCGGUCAGAGAGCAAAAAGGGAAGAAGAGCCAUUUUGACACCAAUUGUAUGUAAAGCCACAGUGCGCGUUUUCUGUAGCACUGAAAUUCAAAAAAGCCUACUUUUCUAAUGUAGUCACGUAAUAAUGCCGUAUAGUAAGUAUUGCAAACGUUAGUACACUGUAAAAAGUUGAAUAAACUUCAAUUGGUCAAAAUUCACUUUAGGUGAAAAUUUUAAGUUGGAAAAAAUGACCAAACUGUUACCAAUUAAAGAUUUUUUGAAGUUGAUCCAACUUCUCACUUUUUAGUCACAUGACUUUCUCACAAUGCACAAGAAAAUUGUGUGUUUGACUUCAUACGAUGCUGCGCAGACCGAUCACACGCUGACUUGAAGCAGUGCAUGCCGGUUAGAAAUUUUGUCCGACUUGAGCUGGUGCCGACGUCAUGCAUUAAAAAAUUAUUAAUUCAAUUUACAAAAUUGUUUUACGGUAAGUAGUUGCAAUAAAUUUAUUUAAGCUACAUUUAAACAAAUUUUUUUUUUGAUUUUUGCCAAUUGUUUAAAUGUAGCUUAGAUAAAUUGUUUGCCAGCACUUACCUUAAAAAAUUGAAUUUUCAGUGUGUGACUGUGACAACUCAUCCCUCGACUGCAAGCGGCAAACUUCGCCGAUCGGUCUGCAAAGCGGCGCAUGAACUCGAACACACUUAAUAUCAGGUGUGUUGCAUUAAGGUAUACAGCUUUCAGCUAACAUGUGUCAUUCUAUGCAUACAGGAAAAUUUGCAUACUGUGUACAGUAUACAUACACUCUAGAAAUGAUUAGUUGACUUUACUUAAAAAAUUGAGGAAAUCGUUUGUGUUAAAAUACGUUUUUGUUAUGUAUCCUCAAGUACGUAAGGAUGUUUUAAUGUAUGUUGUUGCAUAUGUGUACAAGAGGAUACGUAACAGUAUGGAAAAUACUUAGCUAAUUUUUCUAACGCAACAACAUUUUUUAAGUAAAGUCAACAAAUCAUUUUUAGAGUGUAGUAUAUAUUGCAAAAAGUAGUGUGAUAGGGACAUUUUCUAACAAUUAUUGUUUUCGAAUAGUUUUCCUAAAUGCUCCUUCUACCUGCCAUUAUAGUCCUACCUCAAACUCACUUUAUUUAUUUUUUUGAGCAGAAUUUGAGAUGUCCGGUCUCUCAAACUUACAGUAAUGUGUUGAAAGUAUCUACACUGUUCAAAACAUCCUUAGGUUUAAUUAACUUGAAUUUGCAAUUAAUUUUCUAGUAAAUAGUUGCUAUAAAUUUAAAAAUUAAGUUGAAAUAACACAAGCUAAUUCAACUUUAUAUUUAUAAUUUAAAGCAACUCCUCACUUAUUUUAUAAGUUUUUGCACUAAUUUUUU
Paramisgurnus dabryanus is the source of this 5233-nucleotide messenger RNA. It is a transcript of the gene sh3gl3a, whose product is annotated as SH3-domain GRB2-like 3a. The record is from RefSeq and is a predicted model, not a curated record. Gene Ontology annotation, biological process: endocytosis; synaptic vesicle uncoating. Gene Ontology annotation, molecular function: protein binding. Gene Ontology annotation, cellular component: cytoplasm; glutamatergic synapse; presynapse. NCBI's taxonomy places the organism in Eukaryota, Metazoa, Chordata, Actinopteri, Cypriniformes, Cobitidae.